UUACGUCCAAUCACUGAAGCGAACUCGAGCGGAAGUUUUGAACGAGUCGUACGCGGGAAUUUAGCAUUUCCAGCUGGACAUCGGAGGAGAGGUCGGUUUGGGAUAGAAAAAAAUAAAAAAUGAAGGUGGUAACGUGUGAGAUUGCAUGGCACAACAAGGAGCCAGUCUACAGUUUGGACUUUCAACACAACUCAGAUGGACGCAUCCAUCGACUGGCCACAGCUGGAGUGGACACCACAGUCAGGCUGUGGCGAGUGGACAUGGGUCCAGAUGGGAAGGCAGUAGUGGAGUUUCUGUCUAAUCUGGCUAGACAUACCAAGGCUGUCAACGUAGUACGCUUCAGCCCUAACGGAGAGCUGCUUGCUUCAGGAGGAGAUGAUGCUGCAAUUCUGCUGUGGAAGCUCAACGACUCUAAGGAGCCUGAGCAGACCCCUGUGUUCCAGGAGGAUGAUGAAUCUCAACUCAACAAGGAGAGCUGGUCUGUGGUCAAAACACUAAGGGGCCACAUAGAGGACGUGUACGACAUCUGCUGGACACGAGAUGGAAACUUUAUGGUAUCUGGAUCUGUUUACAACACUGCUAUUAUGUGGGACAUCAACAAAGGACAGAAGCUCUGUAUUUUGAAUGACCACAAGAGCUACGUACAGGGGGUGACCUGGGAUCCUCUGGGGCAAUACAUUGCCACUCUCAGCUGUGACAGGGUGAUGCGUGUGUACAGCACUCACACGAAGAAGAAGGCCUUCUGUAUCAGUAAAAUGAGCUCUGAGGGAAAUGCAGAAGGAGAGGUCAAGCAGUACAGAAUGUUCCAUGAUGACAGUAUGAGGUCGUUCUUUCGCCGUCUUUCAUUUACGCCUGAUGGGUCAUUCCUUCUCGCCCCAGCUGGAUGUGUGGAGAUUGGAGAAAACAUCAUAAAUACCACCUACAUCUUUUCCAGGAAGGGUCUAAAGAGGCCAAUCGCCCACUUGCCGUGUCCAACUAAAGCUACUCUGGCUGUGCGCUGCUGCCCUGUUUACUUUGAACUGAGGACCAAAAAGGGAGAAGAUGGUUCUGUCCAGGCUCUUCCCAAUGUAUUCCAGUUGCCGUACCGUAUGGUGUUUGCAGUGGCCUCGGAGGACUCCAUCUUCCUGUAUGAUACGCAGCAAACCCUUCCGUUUGGCCUCGUGUCCAACAUCCACUAUCACACACUCAGUGAUCUCACAUGGUCUCGGGAUGGUUCCUUCCUGGCUGUGUCCUCCACAGACGGCUACUGCUCCUUCCUGUCCUUCUCUCCUGGGGAGCUGGGAACUCCACUGAAGGAGCCGCCCACCCUGGAGGUCUUUGUCCCAAACAGCAGCGUCGAGAAAAAGGGCAAGAAGGCAUCGGCGGCCAAGAAUUCACCCCCACUGUCCCAACCGUCCAGCUCAGCCCCGACUCCCACAAACCAGCCGGUCAUGGCAAAGACGCCCCCUCUGUCACCCCCGCCACAGGAGAAGAAGAGCACCCCUGCUCCCAAAGCUAAACUUCAGCCCCGCAGGAUCACCCUCAACACCUUGGAGGGUUGGGGGAAGCCCACCACCCCUAAAGCCACAGCUCCUUCAGCACCUCUGACCCCAGCAUCUGGGAGCCGGAGUGCACCAUCGACUCCCCAGCCACGUAUCGCUCCUUUAACCCCCACCAGCUCGUCCACGACCCAGCGUCGCAUCACUCCCCUCACUCCCUCCACACCAAAAGUCCUCAGCAGUGCUGCUGGACCCACCACCCCUAAAGAGAAAACCACCCUGAAGGCUCCCACCCCGAGGCGAGUAUCUCUGACUCCCAUUGCAUCCCGAUCUCCAGCUGUUAGUUCACAUUUUGGCACUGCCUCUUCCACUGAGAAGGCCAAACACGAGCGUCCUUCUCCUCCCACUGAUCCCGUGUGCCAGCCUCCAGAGUCCAAACGGACCAAAACCAGUGACCCCCCAGCAAAGAGCAGUGUCACCCAGGAUUAGUGUUUACUGGGAACAGUGUGGUGCUGCGAUAUCGGACUCAAGUGCACGCAGCAGAGAGUGGAGGAUAAAGAAGCUUCAGAAUAAAGCCGCUGAAUCUCCCCAUGGAUGAAACAUCAUAGUGCAAUAGCAUUGUGUUUGCUCUGAUAUUCAGUCUGUACUUAAUCUAACGAGACGAUGCUUUACACUUCACUUAAUGUACUCAAGUUAUAGAACAGUAUUUUUGAAAUCUCUUUUCUUUUUAUAGUUGUGCGUGUUUUAUAUCCUACAGUAAACAGGUAAUGAGGUAAGUGUGUUAUAUUUGAUUUAUGUGACAUUUAAAAGUGCUGUUGGAAAGAGGAAAAUGGUCUCACUUCCUAUCUGUGUGUGAAGACCUAAAGAAGACAAAAUACAAGCACUUCAAGGGCUUGUGCCUUGUGUUGGCUUUGACUGAAUAACUUGUCUUAAUUGCUAAAGACUGCACUAACAGCUUGAGGUUUAAACUCAAAUUUGUUGAGCCUUUCGGAGUCAUUUUGUUAUAAAAUUAAAAAAAGGGCGUGUCACAUAGA
Messenger RNA from Amphiprion ocellaris (clown anemonefish), 2512 nucleotides. It is a transcript of the gene chaf1b, whose product is annotated as chromatin assembly factor 1, subunit B. Gene Ontology annotation, biological process: DNA replication-dependent chromatin assembly; nucleosome assembly. Gene Ontology annotation, molecular function: protein binding. Gene Ontology annotation, cellular component: CAF-1 complex; nucleus. NCBI's taxonomy places the organism in Eukaryota, Metazoa, Chordata, Actinopteri, Pomacentridae. The record is from RefSeq and is a predicted model, not a curated record.